AUGAAGUUCUCAGCCCUGCUGCCGGCGCUGGCUUCGUGCCUGUCGCUGGUGUCUGCCAAAUCCACAACCACCUCAACUUCCAAGACCAACCUGCCCGCCACCUUCAAGCCUCCUCAGGUCUUCAAGAACGCGAAUCUCGUACACAUCCUCCAGCUGGAGAAGAACUACGCCAAGGAGUUGAUCAACACCAAGAUCGAGAACAUAGCAAAGGAGCCCCAGGAUGAGUACUUCCUGCCUUUCACACCAGACCAGAUGUCAAGAGUGGGAGGGUUCGAGGUCAAGGACAAGAAGAACGCCGAAGCCGGCCCAUUCAAGGUUGAGGCUGUGGAAUUUGACCCGGAAAGCACUGUCCAGUACUACCGUAUCAAGUUCCCCGAGCCCCUGAAGGCUGGCGGCGAGCAGACCCUCUCCAUCUCCUACUACUACACCUCCGCCUACAGGCCUCUUCCGGCCUCCAUUGGCCAGGAUGACAAACAAUUCCUGCUGUACCAGUCGACCGCCUAUGUCCCCUCCGCCUACACGACGUCGAAGCAGAAGACGGAGAUUAAGCUUCCCUCGUCCAACGUCCCCGACUACACCAAGCUCCCCGGCAGCGGCGAUGUCUCCGAGUUCCCCCAGAAGCAGGGUUCGAAGCUGACCUACGGCCCGUACGAGAACAUCCCCGCCGGCGCCGAGCUCCCCAUCGAGGUCCGGUUCGAGUUCAACAAGCCUGUCACCCACAUCUCCGACCUGGAGCGCGACAUCGAAGUGAGCCACUGGGGCGGCAACGUUGCCUUCGAGGAGCGGUACACCCUCUACCACCGCGGCGCGAACCUCUCCUCCCUGUUCAACCGCGUCAAGUGGCAGCAGCAGCAGCACUUCAACCCCAACAGCUACGCCCUGAGCGACCUCACCUUCCCGCUCGCGCCCAGCAGUCUCGACCCGUACUACUACGACGUCAUCGGCAACGUCUCCACGUCCAGGUUCCGGACCGGGAAGCGCGAGAAUCUGCUUGUCACCAAGCCCCGGUACCCCAUCUUUGGCGGCUGGAAGUACCCCUUCACCAUCGGCUGGAACGCAGACGCGAAGAGCUUCCUGCGCAAGGCCGCCGGCGGUGGCUUUGUGCUCAAUGUGCCCUUCCUCGAUGGGCCCAAGCAGGCCGAGGGUGUCGAGUAUGAGAACGUUGUCGUCCGCGUCAUUCUGCCCGAGGGAGCUGAGAACGUCAAGUACUACACCGAUGUCCCAGAAUCAUCCAUCACCAGCGCCGAUGUCGAGAUCCACAAGACUUUCCUGGACACCAUCGGACGGACUACACUGAUCAUCAAGGCGCGCAACCUGGUGGAUGACUUCCGCGGCCGCGAGCUGAUUGUCUCCUACGACGUCCCAUUCCUGGUCAGCAUUCGCAAGCCUCUUGUGGUAUUUGGCAGCAUGUUGGCUACGUUUGUCGCGGCGUACGUCAUUGGAGGUGUAGAAUUGAAGUUUUCGAGCAAGUCUGCGCAGGUGUGA
Messenger RNA from Diaporthe citri, 1485 nucleotides. RefSeq lists its product as uncharacterized. NCBI's taxonomy places the organism in Eukaryota, Fungi, Ascomycota, Sordariomycetes, Diaporthales, Diaporthaceae. The coding region runs from base 1 to 1485 and encodes 494 amino acids. Gene Ontology annotation, cellular component: oligosaccharyltransferase complex; membrane. The transcript is spliced from 3 exons. The record is from RefSeq and is a predicted model, not a curated record.